Molecule: messenger RNA, 585 nt
Organism: Penicillium paradoxum
Lineage: Eukaryota; Fungi; Ascomycota; Eurotiomycetes; Eurotiales; Aspergillaceae
Product: low-affinity Cu transporter
Exons: 4
Coding region: 1-585 (194 amino acids)
Biological process (GO): copper ion transmembrane transport
Cellular component (GO): membrane
Molecular function (GO): copper ion transmembrane transporter activity
Source: RefSeq, a predicted model, not a curated record
AUGGAUCACUCAAUGCAUAUGGCCAUGGGUCACGGCGAUAUGGGUCACGGCGAUAUGGACAUGGGCGGGCAAUGCAAUAUGAAUAUGCUGUUCAACUGGUCCUCCGAAAAUCUGUGUAUCAUCUUCCGCAGCUGGCGUAUUACGGGUCCUUUCUCCUUCCUGUUGUCCCUCAUCGCUAUUGUUAUCCUUACUGCCGGUUACGAGGGAGUACGAUCCGUGACUCGGAAGUACGAGGCUGCACAUGCACAGCGGCUUAGUAGAUUCAUGGCCACUUCUGUCAACACUGGUGACAAUGAGAUCGCCGACCCUAUCAUUGCCAACGGCCUGGCGGAUGCAAUCCAUCACACUCACGACGAAGGCUCACCAUUGCUUGUAGGAAGGGACAACAGAGCUGCGUUAAUGCGCAAGGGCAAGCUGACUAUGGCGGCUUUGUAUGCCAUCCAGGUGUUUUACAGCUUCUUCAUCAUGCUUCUCUUCAUGACAUAUAACGGUCCCGUGAUGAUCGCGGUUGCAGUUGGCGCGUUCGUUGGAUACUUGGCUUUCUCCGAAGGAACUUCAGCCACCAAGACAGUUGCAUGCCAUUAA